CUAUGGCAGAUUCACGAAAAAAUAAAGAAAAAGGUCAGUAUAAUCAAUGGGGACCUGAGGAAACAAAAUUAUUGAUCGAUCUACUUGUAGAUGCAAUUCACAGAAACUGGCGUGAUAGUAAUGGUUUAAUAACCAAACUCACGGUGGAGCAAAAAAUUUUACCUGUACUCAAUGAAAAUCUUGGAUGUCAGAAAGAACACAAGCACUAUCUAAGUAGAAUAAAGUAUUUGAGAACCAUAUACCAAAACUAUGUGGAUCUUCAACGCUUCAAUUCAGGAUUUGGAUGGGAUCCUGAAACGAAAAAGUUUACUGCUCCAGAUGAAGUGUGGGAUGAAUAUUUAAAGAAACAUCCUUCUCAUAAACAUCUGCGGUAUGAUUCGGUUGAACAAUUUGAGGAUUUGCAACUCAUAUUUGGAUGUGGUGUAGCGACUGGUGGUUUUGCUAUUGGACUGGGUGAUACUACUGAUGCUCGUACCUUUAGGGUUGGAGAGAGUAAUCAAGUGAAAGAAAACAUAAACCUUCAUCAGAGCACCGAUGAAGUUUUUGAAUUAUCAUCUCAACAGCAAUCAACCGAAUGUGAUAUGCCAUCUUUUCCAGUUCCAGGUUUCAAAGGUCGUGCUGAAAAACUUCAUCCGAGAAAGAGGUCUAAAAGGGAAGCUACUAAUGAUGUAGAUAAGCUGAAAAUUGAUCAGGACGAUGCUAUGAUCAUAGUUAGCAACAAGAUCCUUAGUUGUAAUGUGGGAGAUGAGGAACUUUAUCUUGAGGAUGACGAAGCAGAAAUGGAUAUUAUGUUAUUUGUAUUGGGAAAUACAACCAGAACUUAUGUCAUGAAGAACAAACAUAUUGAGCGUCCCCUUCGUCAGCCUAUCACAAGAACUGGUUACAUUUACAUCCAAAAAGCUCUUAAGGAAGAUCCAGAACACUUUCGAAAAGUGUACCGUAUGUAUCCAACCGUGUUUGUGAAGUUGUGUGAACUUCUCAAACAGCAAACAUCUCUAACUGAUACUCGGCAUAUGUGUCUUGAAGAAAUGGUGGCUACAUUUUUGCUCACUAUUGGUCAAAAUUCAAGAUACUCUUACACAAUGGACACAUUCAAGAGAUCAAAAUUUGCUGCAAAUACAAAUUUUCACAAGGUUUUAAGGGCGUUAAACUCUAUUGCACCAAGUUUGAUGGCUAAACCUGGACUCACAGUACCUGCAAAAAUAAGAGAAAGCACACGAUAUUAUCCUUAUUUCAAGUUUCCUCCUGAAACAAGCAAUGAGGAUAGUCAAGAAAGAAAUUCAGAAGAAAAUGGAAAUGCAGGAGCUUUCUAUGAAGAAAAUGGAGAUGUAGGAACUCUCCAAUCUCAGCAAAGAGAAUAUGCUAAUAAAUGGAGAGACUCAAUAGCUGCUAAUAUGUGGGCAGAAGCUACACAAACAGGAAGUCUACGA
Thlaspi arvense is the source of this 1430-nucleotide messenger RNA. The record is from the annotation of a GenBank genome assembly. Lineage: Eukaryota; Viridiplantae; Streptophyta; Magnoliopsida; Brassicales; Brassicaceae.